Messenger RNA from Misgurnus anguillicaudatus (oriental weatherfish), 4818 nucleotides. It is a transcript of the gene mst1ra, whose product is annotated as macrophage stimulating 1 receptor a. Gene Ontology annotation, biological process: protein phosphorylation; nervous system development; cell migration. Lineage: Eukaryota; Metazoa; Chordata; Actinopteri; Cypriniformes; Cobitidae. Gene Ontology annotation, molecular function: transmembrane receptor protein tyrosine kinase activity; protein binding; ATP binding. The record is from RefSeq and is a predicted model, not a curated record. Gene Ontology annotation, cellular component: signaling receptor complex; plasma membrane.
AUUCCUCAAAAAUGAUAUCCAGAGAAAUUUCCCUAAAAGCCACUAUAGUGAGUUGUUAUAGGACACAUGUUACGUUUUAUGUAUGUAAAUGCAGCUUAGACAAGCAAAGGGGUGUAAAACCACGAGCUGUGAUUUAAAUCCCUUGAGGGAAACUUGGGUCGGGACAGGAUUGUGCAACAUUACUUCCUCAUGAGGUGUAUAGGCGUGUACCGUGAAUGCUGGAUUGCCCUACUCACUGUCUCCUGCAGAUACAAGUCGAAACUAUCCCGUAUGAAGAAACCAGUUGAACCCUCAGCAGUAGGUCUUGGUUUUUCAACAUGUUUUGAGCAUCAGUGACUAUACCCCUACCCUCAGGCCUCAUAGGAUCGUGGAGAUGUUCCUCAGUCCUAGCACCUUGUUAAAAUGUGUCUGGCUCCAGAUACAUCUGACAUGUGCCCUGGGAACAUGCCCUACGAUUUUACAAACCCCUUUGAACUUUUCCGUCAACUACCCAGUUCCCUUUUUUCAGACUACAAACGGCAUACAGAACAUUGUAGUUAAGACGAAUUUUAAUGAAGUUUACGUGGCUUCCCGAAAUGUGAUUGAAGCUCUGGACGAUCAGCUUAACAAACUAUGGGAAUUAAAAACCGGCCCGGUCGGCAGUCCGGCGUGUCAGACCUGUUCCUGUGACAUUGAGAAUGAGCCGGGAACGCCAUUGGACACAGAUAACCAGGUUCUUGUUUUGGAGCCGUUGGAACAUAUUGACAACCUGUACGUAUGUGGGAGCACCCAGUAUGGAGUCUGUACCGUCAAUGAACUUAAUCAAGACAAAACACCCCCUGAACCUAAAUGCUUUUUCAAUAAAAAUUCCAACUCGCGCUCUGACUGUCCUGACUGUGUCGCUAGCCCUCUCGGUACAAAAGUCAGUGCGGUAUUAGAUAGAUUUGCAACAUAUUUUUUUACAGCAGCUACCAUCAAUAGCACCAUAGCUGGGACUUUUGGCAAACGUUCCCUUUCCAUACGCCGCCUUCUGUCUACAGAAAACGGUUUUGACAGCGAAGUGAAGAGUCUGACGGUUCUUCCUCAAUUCCAGAAUACAUUUAUCAUCGAUUACAUCUAUACCUUCCAAACAGCAGAAUACGUGUAUUUCUUAUCUGUACAGUGGGAGAGCCCGGAUAAGCCGUACGUCAGGUUUCAGACCCAUCUUGGGCGGCUGCCGAUCCAGGACAGUGAGACAUGGAUGUAUAGGGAGAUAGUUCUGGAAUGCCGCUUUGAGCCCAAAAGAAGGAGAAGGAGCUUUACGGAUGUUGUGUACAAUUCAGUUCAAGCCGCCCACUUUGGUACAGCAGGCAAGGAGCUGGCUGAUCAACUGGGAGUUAGAAUGGAAAGCCCAAUCCUGUAUGGAGUGUUUGCUGUAACUGAUAAGGACGGCAAGCCUACCCGUCAGUCGGCCUUGUGCGCAUUCCCAAUAGACUACGUGAACAGUGCUAUUGAAAAGGGGGUUGACACCUGCUGUUCAGAGCAUCUUCCACGUGGGCUAAGCCAUUUCCAGCCUUUUGAAAGGUGUCCUAAUGGGAAUCCAGAUAAUGUGGAAUGCAACGCUCUCCCCACCAUGGUGUCAAAACCGUACUAUAGAGUGGACUUCUUCAAUGGCCAGUUGAAAGAUGUUCUCCUCACUUCUAUCCUGGUCACUACCAUUGAGAGUAAGACUGUGGCUCACAUCGGCACGGAUCACGGGAGACUCUAUCAGGUUAUUCUCAGCAUGUCACAGCCUGUCAUGUUUGCCAACUACUCUCUCGUAGAAGAACAGCAGCGAGUGUCACGAAUAGCUGCGGUUCUUUCUACUGAGCAUCUGCUUUUUGUCGUCGGAAACAAGUUAUUGAAGGUGUCCACCAGGGGCCCCGGCUGUGCCCAUUUCCUCAACUGUUCAGUGUGUUUAGCAGCCCCUAAGUUCAUGGGAUGUGGCUGGUGUGGUGGAGUCUGUUCCCAAAAGACACAGUGUGAGAACCAGUGGAGUGACAACUCCUGUCCUCCUGUUAUCACUCAGUUUUUUCCAAACACAGUGCCUUUUAAUGGUAAAAGUAAGCUCACUCUGUGUGGAUGGGACUUCCAGUCAGCAUCCAGGCCUGCUAUCACUCAGACUACACAUCAGGUUAUGGUGGGAAACAGCAGCUGUACUGUCAUACCAGAGAAAAGCAGUAGCUCUCAGCUGGUGUGUCGGAUUGACGAUGUGGGCUCAGAACUGAACCAGAGCUUAAAAAUAACAGUGCAGGCUUAUGAAAAGAGAGUGGAUAGUGGAUACUUCAUCUCUGGAGAGGCUAGCAAACAUGGCAUCAGCUUUGUGACUCCAGAAAUCACAGAUAUCAGUCCAGACUAUGGACCUCAGAUUGGGGGAACCCUGAUCACCCUGUCAGGAAAACAUCUUGAUGCUGGUGCAGACAGGACAGUCAGACUUGGGGGCAUAAUCUGCCCUGUUCAAAGUGUCUCCAGCAAUGGGUCUUCUAUAGUUUGCAGGUCUGAAGGUGUGAAGGACAUUACUACAGUAGAUGUGAAGGUUGUAAUUGAUGAAUCAACAAUUUCAACCACAAAAAAUUUUAGCUACAUGGUCAAUCCCGAGGUGAUGGGGUUGAAACCCAGUUGUGGUUUUAAAAGAGGAUCAAAAAUCACUAUCACCGGCCAGAAUCUAAACUCUGUGUCCCAGGCCACCAUAAACUACAAAGGCAACAACACAAGACCCGUUCAAGCUGUGUGCAUUGGUCAAGGAAAUCCCACACAGAUGGAGUGCACAACUCCUGUGUGCGAGGAGUCGAUCGGGACCAUCACCGUGGACCUGGAUGGACUUAAAGGACUUAUGCCUCAGUCAUUCACCUGUCAUCCGAAUGCAGAGCCCAUCCCUUUUGAAACAGAGGGACAUGUGCUUGAACUCAGCCCGGGACAGGAUGAAGUCUCAUUGCAUCACAACAAACUGGGCCUGGUGUCAGGUUGCAUGGAUAUCUUCAUGACAAUUGAUGGAGUGGAUUGCAAGAAUAAAGUUUUGGACAAUGAGAUCACUUGCAGGAUCCCCAAAAAUAUGACCAUCCCUAGGAAGGGAGCACCAGUGAAGGUGUUCGUGAAUAGAGAGGAAUAUUACAUCGGUACGGUGGUAUUUACAAACAGUUACGUUGUGGGCAUUGUGCUGGGCAUCUUAGCUGCAGUUGGCGUUGGGGCGGCUCUGGCUUACGUAGCCAUGGCACAGAAAAAUAAGAGGAAGAAAGCUGCCCUCGCUGAAGCUCGACUUUCCAUGCAUUCAACUCGUCCACCGUUGGAGAAUUAUGACCGAUCACCUGAUGGUGACUAUAGAAGAGGUUUGGCGCUUUCUCUGUUUCGUGAUUCACAAGCAACCUUCUCCAGUUUGCCGUACACCGGGUCCAUGGAUUCUGCAGCAGCUCCACUGAUGCUAACGCAGACGAUCACUGUGUCCUCCCUCCGGCCACAUUUGCUGGAGGAAGUGAAGGAUGUUUUGAUCCCACCAAACAAACUUAAAAUUGAGCAUGACCACAUCAUUGGCAAGGGCCAUUUUGGGACGGUGUAUCAUGGUCACCUUACUGAUAAUGAAGACAAAGAGAUCCACUGUGCUGUCAAGUCCUUGAACAGGAUCACUGAUCUGGAGGAGGUGGAGCAGUUUUUGAGAGAAGGAAUAUUCAUGAAGGCCUUCCACCACCCGCAUGUCCUGUCUCUCUUGGGCAUUUUGCUCCCCAGUGAUGGACUUCCUCUGGUGGUCCUUCCGUACAUGAAACACGGAGACCUCAGACAUUUCAUCCGCUCUGAGAAGAGAAAUCCAACAGUGAAGGAUCUGAUUGGCUUUGGACUCCAGGUUGCCAAAGGAAUGGAGUAUCUUGCAAACAAGAAGUUCGUACACAGAGACCUUGCGGCACGCAACUGCAUGCUGGAUGAGUCCUUUACAGUAAAGGUGGCUGACUUUGGCAUGGCGCGUGACAUUUACGAUAAGGAAUACUACAGCGUUCAAGAUAGUAAAAAAGCAAAGCUGCCAGUCAAAUGGAUGGCAAUAGAAAGCCUGCAGACUCAAAAAUUCACCACUAAAUCAGAUGUGUGGUCAUUUGGAGUAUUGAUGUGGGAGUUGAUGACAAGAGGAGCCAGUCCGUAUCCUGAUGUGGACCCUUAUGACAUCGCUCGCUAUCUAUUGCAGGGUCGUCGACUGCAUCAGCCACAAUACUGCUUAGAUUCCCUGUGGUCCAUCUUGCUACAAUGCUGGCAUCCAGAGCCCGAGAGAAGACCGGGCUUUCCCACGCUUGUGAAAUCCAUUGAUCAGAUCCACUCCAAUCUAGAGGGGGAGCACUACAUCAACCUCCAGCCAAGUGACUUUGAGUUACCCACCUUACCACAAGACCCACAGUCCGUAAAAAGUGUGAAAGCCAAAAGCAAUACACAAGAAGAAGAAAAUGUAAUGUCUUUGUCCAUCUGAAGUGGUCAUGCUUUUAUAAACUUUGUGUGCUGUUAGUCGUGUGGCCAAAUGAAUGUAAGGCUUUUCUUGUGUUGAAUGUCAUUUUUCACAGUUUUAUACUUUUUUAAUAUGGAAAUUUGUUGUUUUACACAAUGUUUUACACUGGAUAACAAUUCAGCAUCAACUGUUAUUUCUCAUACUUUAAUAUUGUCUGUAAUGAUUUGUAUUUUAUGGUACAGGAACACUAUUGCCUUUUAAAGGAAAUAAGAGUGAGUGUUAAUAUUACUUGAAAUAUGGUUUGAUGUUUCAUUCUGCUGUGUUUCUUGUUUGUUUAUCUUUUGUAUAUUUUGUUUAAUGUAAAUAAAUAGAUCAAACAGCACUGAAACUUUAAGCAGUGA